AUGUCGAGCGCUACGGUUUGUCCUGCGGAGCAGGAGAUUGAUUGGACUAAUUGUCCAACAUGUGGCGGGACCACGCAAGAAGGAAUGUGGGCCGUGAUCUCCAUAUCGACGGUAGUAGCGUGUGUCAUCACCAUCUACAACUUCUGGCGACAUAUCAAUAGCUAUAGAGUCCCAUUGGUACAAAAACAAAUACUUCGUAUCAUCCUUUUACCUUUCGUAUACGCCAUCAUCUCAUUACUAGCUUUCAAAUGGUUUAAGCAAUACGAAUAUUUCGAGCUUAUCGAAAGCACUUGGGAUGCUUUAGCAAUUGCAUCUUUCAUUCUAUUAUUAUAUAGAUUGGUGGUGUUGGCAGUGACGGAUCAUCCAUUUGGACAAGAACAACAUUUUUUCGAUCGAUUGAAUCAAAAAGUUCAAGAUGAAGCUAAGGCAUGUAAGGAGAAAGGGGAAGAACCGUAUAAAGGAGUGAUGUAUCCUAUUCCCGUUAGCUGGUGGUUCAAGCUUUGGUGUAUGACAUGCCAUUUUUGGAGAUCAUAUUAUCAACCCUCAGAAAGAUUUGUCAAAUUCAUCCUCAUCGCCGUAUUGCAGAUUGUGCCCAUUCGGAUUCUUCUUUCCGUGGCUGGGAUCCUUGGAGAAGCUGAUGGUUGGCUUUGUCCUCAGGUAUAUUCGGUACACUUUGCAGGAUUAUGGAUCGCCGCCAUCAACUUUAUCUCCGUCACUAUCGCGAUAUAUGCUUUACUGGUGUUUCAUACGCUUUGUCAUGCCGAGCUUGAGGGGAGAAGAGUUCUUCAUAAGUUUUUGGCUAUCAAAUUGGUCAUCAUGGUCCUCUUUUAUCAAACCUUUAUGAUUGAUAUCCUUGAACAUGGGGACAUCAUCUCAUCCACUCAGUAUUAUACUAAAUCUGACGCUGGAAAACUCUGGACGUCGGUUCUUACCGCUUUAGAAAUGGCCAUAUUCUCUGCUUACAUGCUCUGGGCGUAUGGGGCAAAUGAGUUUAUCGGACCCAAAUCGGAUGAUAUAGACCAUGUCGAUGAAAAACAUCUACAGGAAGAUGGUACCUAUGUCAAAUAUAAAGUAUCACAAGCCUUGUGGGAUACGAUCAACAUUAUCGAUUAUUUCACUGAAUUAUGGGCCGCAUUCGGAUUCUUGAGCGGUUACAUUUCUUGGCGUUGGCGUCAUGGAGGUCGUUCGAGGACUAUGUUGUCACAAAUGAAGAAUAAAUACAGUUUUUUGACGGUGGAAAUGGCCACAAUGGUGACGAAGUAUCAUGGGAGAAAGAGAAGGGACAAUGAGAGCAGGGGAGGGGAGAGUGAAAAAGCGACCAGUUGA
Messenger RNA from Tremella mesenterica DSM 1558, 1326 nucleotides. RefSeq lists its product as uncharacterized. Gene Ontology annotation, biological process: transport. The transcript is spliced from 14 exons. NCBI's taxonomy places the organism in Eukaryota, Fungi, Basidiomycota, Tremellomycetes, Tremellales, Tremellaceae. Gene Ontology annotation, molecular function: transporter activity. The record is from RefSeq and is a predicted model, not a curated record. The coding region runs from base 1 to 1326 and encodes 441 amino acids.